Molecule: messenger RNA, 480 nt
Organism: Tremella mesenterica DSM 1558
Lineage: Eukaryota; Fungi; Basidiomycota; Tremellomycetes; Tremellales; Tremellaceae
Exons: 2
Coding region: 1-480 (159 amino acids)
Source: RefSeq, a predicted model, not a curated record
AUGACUUCCACAAUGGACGCAAGGACCAGACGUAGAAUCAUGAACGACCUUCUCGAAACGACCGUCACCUCCGUAGAGACUGCCUUAUCUCUAGUCAACCCUUCCUUAUCCGCACCUCUAUUCUUACUUAGUGCCGCUCAUGAUCGACGUCCCAACGUACCUUUUCUGGCGGAAGUCUAUCAACAAGUAGGUAUGGCAAUCGGUAUCACCUUGACAGAUGACCCCACCGCAUCCAUUCAACGUUCGUCCACUUCCCGACUAAGGCCUUCCGUAGCUCCCACCGGUUCAACAAUCACUGAGGACUCUUCUCAGACUCUCACCAUUACCAACCUUAACCAGGAGAAUGGGACAAUACAGGUUGUUGGGGAGACAAUUGUUACACCAAAUGGGAAAGUUUGGGUCAAGGGAGAAGAUCAUACUUUGCUUUGGGUAAUGUAUGACAAUAAUCAUCUUUCUCCUUCUACGGUGAACAACCAGUAA